AUGGCAAGUGCUGCUAAUCCGACAAUAAAAAAACCUUCAACAGGAACACAAACAAUUGAUUCCUUAGAUGCUUUACUUAAGACAGAUAAUAUAUUUUUAUUUAUACCAAAUAUAAUCGGUUAUGUACGAGUUUUUUUAUCGAUUGCUUCAUUUUAUUUUAUGCCAUCGCAUCCGAAAAUAACAAUAUUCUGUUAUUUAACAAGCGAAUUACUUGAUGCACUUGAUGGUCAUGCUGCUCGUGCCCUUGGUCAAAGUACUAAGUUUGGAGCUAUGUUUGAUAUGCUCGUUGAUAGAUGCUCCACAAUGUGUUUAUGUUUCGUUUUGGCGAUGUUCUAUCCAAAAUGGGCACUUUUCUUUCAACUUUGGGCUGCGAUUGAUGUUGCUAGCCAUUGGCUUCAUUUACAUGCAGCUACGGUUAAAGGUUCAGAAAGUCAUAAGAAAAUAGAUCUUUCAGGCAAUCCAAUUCUUCGUCUUUACUAUACAUCACGUAAAGUUCUUUUUACCAUGUGUGCAGGAAAUGAACUUUGGUUUUCAAUGCUUUAUAUGCUUCAUUUUGGUGAAGGUCCAUCAAUAAUCAAAUUUGCUGGUUCUGCCAUUGGUCUUUGGCGUUUUAUUCUCUACGCAGUUACACCAAUCAUGAUCUCAAAGCAAAUCAUAAGUUUAAUUCAUCUUUAUACUGCUUCACUCGAUAUGGCUGCUAUUGAUGACGCUGAACGAGCAAGCAAAGCAAAAAAAAAUUAA
Molecule: messenger RNA, 741 nt
Organism: Rotaria socialis
Lineage: Eukaryota; Metazoa; Rotifera; Eurotatoria; Philodinida; Philodinidae
Source: the annotation of a GenBank genome assembly